Molecule: messenger RNA, 2439 nt
Organism: Solanum pennellii
Lineage: Eukaryota; Viridiplantae; Streptophyta; Magnoliopsida; Solanales; Solanaceae
Exons: 14
Coding region: 170-1711 (513 amino acids)
Biological process (GO): nucleotide transport
Cellular component (GO): membrane
Molecular function (GO): ATP:ADP antiporter activity
Source: RefSeq, a predicted model, not a curated record
ACAAGGUCCAAACACGGUGUUAUAAUUGGGUUGCACUCGAAAGUUGAUGAAUUUGGGUUUGUCCUAUGAAUUUGAGAAACCCAAUUAGCCAUUGAAAGAGUCGCAAAAUGCAGAUCUUGUGAGAUUUGUGUGUGUUUGUAUUCAUUCGUUGAUCGAGCAUGAGAUAGAGAUGAAUUUGGUGGGCAGAGAUCGAAUUGAGGCAUUUGUUUCCAUUUUCGUUACUCUUCUUCCACACGAGCUCUCCGCAUUGCUAUACUCUUCCUCCACUUUUUUCUUCAUUUUGAGCGCAUACUUUGUGGUUCUUCCUUUACGUGAUGAAGGAGCUAUAUCUUUGGGAUUGGGGAAUCUCCCCAGCUUGUUUGUGGGAUCUUUGAUACUCACACUCUUUGCUGCCCCUCUUUCCACCUUAAUCUUUUCAUUGCCUAAUCUUUCCAAGUCAAAGGCUUUGGUCUUGAUACACAGGUUUUUUGGGGUCACGCUUGUUGCGUUCUACAUUCUGUGGCUUUUUUCUACUCCUGGGAGUUCACCAUUUAAUAUCAAGGGACUGCUCUCUGUGUCCUCAACUUUAAAACAGGAGUUAAAAGUGGAGGUUAGUCACACGAAUACUCCAAACUCGUCGAGUUGGAGCAACCAUGGUUGGUUCUACGUGUCAGUGAGAAUUGGCCUGUUUCUUUGGGUUGCUUUGCUUAAUCUUAUUACUAUAUCUUCAACUUGGGCUAGAGUUAUUGAUGUGAUGGAUAGUGAGUCAGGUUCAAGAUUGUUUGGGUUUAUUGGUGCUGGUGCUACACUAGGCCAGCUGUGUGGUUCGUUAUUUGCCACAGGAAUGGCUUGGUUAGGACCGUAUUUACUUCUUGUUUCAGCGGUUCUCAUGGAACUUGCUGCACAGUCAUCAAAAGGAAUCAAGAAAGACUUCUUACAACUUCCUGAAGAACUAUCUCCCAUCAGGGAAGCUGAUACAGAUCAAGCUGAAGAGGCCGAUAAUAUACCAGGGCUCACACAGAGAACAACUUCCCCAAAAUCUCCAGCUUCUGUAGCAAAGCCUCAGUUCUGGGCUAUAUUGGAUGGGCUAAAGCUCAUUCUUUCUUCGACUUACUUGUUGCAUGUAUCAUUAUUCCUCUGGCUGAGUGCAGUUGUGUCCUCCUUUUUUUACUUUCAGAAAGUAACUGUUAUUGCUGCUGCAGUAACAGAUCCCACUGGUAGAAGAAGAUUAUUUGCACAGAUCAAUAGCUUCAUUGCUAUUUUUAUCCUUGCUGGACAGCUCACUUUGACGGGGCGCAUCCUUACUUUUGCUGGUGUUACUCUAGCCAUUUGCUCUGCACCUUUUGUUGCCUUUGCGAAUCUAAUUGCUUUAGCAGUAUGGCCCACAUGGAUUGCAGUGGCCAUCUCAGAAACCCUGAGGAAGGUGGUCACAUACGUCGUUACCAGGCCUGCAAGGGAGCUUCUUUUCACUGUUGUCUCACAGGACGAGAAGUAUAAAGCAAAGGUAUGCAUAGAUGUUAUUGUUCAAAGACUUGGGGAUGCUACAGCAGCUGCAAUGUACAAGCUACUCUUCAGCACUCUCAGUGGCAAGGCAUCAGCUGUUUCUCUAUAUGCCCUACCUGUCUGCUUGAUGUGGAUACUGACAGCAUUUUAUCUAGGACACCGAUACAGGCAACUAACAGCGGAUCAUCCCUCUCAACCUGUUGAAACAUGUAGAAGAUACGGAACAUAAUGCCAAACACGAAAAGUUUUUGUAUCUUUCAGAACCUUUAAUGCUUCAGUAUAUGCAGCUCAAGGAUGAUGUCUCAAGUUCUGGCAGUUAAAGUUGCUUGUUCUAAAGCAGGGAUACAAGUCUAGUGGUUGAGGAUCGACCAUUUGGUUUUCAGUAAGAUAGUAGCAUUCCGUAGGAAUGGCAAUAGGGCGGAGCAAGCCUCAACCCGCUAAAUGGAGUAAAAAGUUGCCAUUCCGUACUUGCUGGUUUAAAAAAGUGGAGUAAAGAACAGAGACAGAGGGAUAGAACCACCACACUAAGUUGAGUGACAGUGCCUCAAUAGCUUUAAAUGGAGCUCAACAGGUGUUGAUAUUCAGCCAUUGUUAGGGACACUGACUGUUUUUGAGACAAAUAGGAGCUUGAGUUAUAUAGAAGUGUAUCCAAUGAAGGUGGCAAAUCCAGAUGCACCGUGAGAACCUGUACUGGUUUUCUUUGGAUAUUCAUAGGAGUCAUAUAAUCCAGGUGUGAAUACUUUUACUGCUUUCGUUUCGAUUUGCAUAUAAAUAUGUACGCGCUUGGCAAAUGGGUAGGUUAAAAAUGUGAUAAAUAUCCAACCUACUUAUAUUUAGUAGGGAUAAAAAAGAGUUAAAGAGUGAGGGAUGAUGUGAUUACCAGUUACCUAUUAUAGCCAAACUGCAAGUUCCUAAAAUCAUGUCAUCUUGAAAUAGAGGAGCUUAAACUCUUUGAAA